This is a messenger RNA of Amaranthus tricolor (Joseph's coat), 2453 nucleotides long. Its product is annotated as AP2-like ethylene-responsive transcription factor AIL1. The transcript has 9 exons. NCBI's taxonomy places the organism in Eukaryota, Viridiplantae, Streptophyta, Magnoliopsida, Caryophyllales, Amaranthaceae. The record is from RefSeq and is a predicted model, not a curated record. The coding region runs from base 456 to 1970 and encodes 504 amino acids. Gene Ontology annotation, biological process: regulation of DNA-templated transcription. Gene Ontology annotation, molecular function: DNA-binding transcription factor activity; DNA binding.
UCUUGAAUACUCAUAGUAUCUUGGUGGAGAAUGAGAAUUGAGCAUUGCCUCAUUGGGGAUAAACAUCUGUGACUGGCUACACAACAAAAUAAGUCCUCGAACAUUGAGCUUAAAUAAGGCUGUUUUUUUCUUUAAGUACUACUCUAGUCUUGCGUCUUCUUCCUUCACCCCCAGUUCCAGUCCACCGCCUCAUUAUCCGUGUUCUCAUCUUCUUUCUUCAUCCCUUUUUCUUUUCAUUACUCUCCCUUCAUUUUCAACUUUCAGUUCCCAAGACCCAUUCAAAUUUUUUUUUUCUUUUUUUAAAUUAAAAUAAAAGAAAAACCCAUUUAUUAUUCAUGAUUCACCCUACAAAAAGUGGUUUAAAAUAAAUCCCUGAAAUGAGUUAUUAUAAGUAGUAGAAAAAUGCAUAGAAAUUGAGAUUGCACUCACUUUUACGAAGUAUAAAACUAAAUUCAAUGGAUUCUAAUUGUAGUUCCCCAUCCCCAGAUCAUACUUGGUUUGGUUUCUCACUAUCCAACCAAAACCAAUAUUAUCAUCCACAUCCACCAUCAACUGAUGAUGCAACAACAUCACAUCAUGAUCCUCAUCAACAUCAACAACCAGCAUAUAAUCUCUCCCUUUACCAACAUCAUCCUCAUGCUCAUGUUUUCUCUCCCCAUCUACAUCCUGCAGUGGACAGCGGUGCAAGUAGUGGUGGUACUCAUGAUGCGUCGUCGUCAUCCUUAUCGUUCCUUGGAGGGGGUGGUGACGGGUUAUUACAAGUGGGGUUGUUUCCGACAAAAGCGGAAGCGGUGACGGUUGCAAGUACAGGCAAUGAUGGAGGUUUGUACGAGCGGAAGGAGACGGUGAGUACUGGGGAUUUGUUGGGAGGUUUGAUUACAACAAAUAGUAGCGGUGAUGAACAUCUGCUGGAAGGAGCUGAGAGGGCCGCAUUAGUUGAAGCUAACAACAAACAACUUAGUGUGAUUGCAUCUGCACCUCCUAGUAGCAGUAGAAAAAUUGUUGACAACUUUGGCCAGAGGACCUCCAUUUACCGUGGUGUUACUCGGCAUAGGUGGACAGGAAGAUAUGAAGCACAUUUAUGGGAUAAUAGCUGCAGAAGGGAAGGUCAAAGCAGGAAAGGACGUCAAGUUUACUUGGGUGGAUACGAUAAGGAAGACAAAGCUGCAAGAGCAUAUGAUUUAGCUGCUCUUAAAUAUUGGGGUCCAACUACAACCACUAAUUUUCCGAUAUUUGAUUAUGAGAAAGAGUUGGAGGAAAUGAAGAAUAUGAGCAGACAGGAAUUUGUCGCCUCCCUUAGAAGGAAAAGUAGUGGGUUCUCUAGAGGAGCAUCAAUGUAUAGAGGCGUCACAAGGCAUCAUCAGCAUGGAAGGUGGCAAGCAAGGAUCGGUAGGGUAGCCGGAAACAAAGACUUGUACCUUGGAACUUUCAGUACUCAAGAGGAGGCCGCGGAGGCCUAUGACAUAGCAGCCAUAAAAUUCCGAGGGCUAAAUGCAGUAACAAAUUUCGACAUAAGUCGUUACAACGUCAAAAGCAUACUUUCCAACAACUUACCGGUUGGUGGACUGUCGAAUAAAUCAAGAUCAUUACCCGAUCCUGAAGAAAUCAAAGCCCUCGAGUCCAAUAAUCCACACUCAUUGCCACUAAUACCGCAUCCUCAUCACUCAUCUACACUUACUAACCCCAACUUUAUAGGGAUUCCUCUAAAACCCGACUCAUCCCAACAAAAUUUCGUCUGGCCUAGCCUUAGACAAGUCGAUACCCACGAACCAUUAGGCUACGAUUUUGGCUACCCUCAACAAGCUACACCAAGCGGAGAUAGGGAAGGCGCGACUGACGGGUAUAAUACAUAUGAAGAAAGUAGUAACAAUAGUGAUAAUAAUUGGAUAGUGGCACCAAAUUUGCAUGCAUUACAAAGUCCCAAACCAAAUGUAGCUGUGUUACAGACACCAAUUUUUGGCAUAGAAUGAUACGACCUCUGUUCUAUUAUGUUUGCUACUAAUAGUGAUAUUUUUCUACACAGCAUGUCACAAUCAGGUACAAGUAUUUCAGACAUAUUUAGUGUGAGGGAAUCAGUGCAAUGUUGGUUGUUUUACAUGUGGGAGAAAAGAAAGAUGAGAAAAGGUUAAUGGGUCUAAAAAUUUGUUUCAGAAGUUUGAAUAGAUUUUGGUAAAAGUGACAGAGUAUCAAAUUUGACAGGAAGCUGACAUUUUAGAAAUGCGGACAAUUUUGUGUUUUGUCUUUUUUUUAGUAGGACACAUGGUUCAGUUUUCUGGAGUUUUCCUCCUGUUUGUAGGAUAUUAUUAUGGGUUAUGAAUAAUUACUAUUACUAUUAUCAUGUUUAAAAUUUAUGUGUAAGAAAUUAUGUGGUGUAGACAUAAUGGUGUAUGAUAUAGACUAUAUAGUGUGAUUUAAAGUCCGUAGUUCAAUAAAUAAAUAAGGAUUGUGGUUAU